AGCGCGCAGUAGAGGAGCCGUGUGUGCAGCGUGCGGUAUCUGUGCGUUUAUAGAGAACCCGGACAGCGGACUAGAGCAGAUCUGUGUCAUCAUGGAUCGGUACGGAAAUCUUUCUGAUGAUGGUGAAGUGGAUCACUCCUUUUUUGACAGUGAUGACGAGGAAUCGAGACGACCGGGUGUCACUACAUCGGUUCACGCUACAUCCGAACGCAAGAAAAAUAAUCAUGAUUCUGAGUCGGAGGACAGUGAGAGAGGAGAAGAACCACCACAAGUAUCAAGGAGAAAAGAGCUGUCAAAGGAAACCCAGCCUAAGUCCUCAGGGACUGUGUUGUCCUUGGACGCUCCAAGACCCCGCAGUGCUGUAAAAUCGGGUAGGAGCUCAGCACAGAGCUUGAGAAUAGAAGCUACUAUUCCAACAGGAAUCCCCCAGAUAAGACGAGACUUCGAUGAUAAUUACUACCCAGACGAAGAUGACAGUAGUGAGGAGGAGAGCCGCAGCUCCAGACCAAAACCUACAAAGCAAACAAAUAUUGGGAAGAAGACUGCGGGAAAACACAGCAGAGACUUUCCUUCUUCCAUCUCCAGCUCCGAUACAGAGUUUUCUGAUACCACAUCAGAUGACCACACUUCGAGGUCCUAUCAAUCAUCCAAAGACAGAGCUCCUUUUUCUCUGCGUUCUCCUGAGCGCAGGCUACAUAGACCAUCCGUGAGAGACCUCAGGGACUAUGCUGAUGAGUCAGAGGACACAGUCACUGACGUGACCCCGCUCUCCACCCCUGACAUCAGCCCGAUACAGUCUUUUGACAUUGCGGCUACUAGCGAGGCGCUAAAAGCUAAAGUAAAGCGACAAGAGAACGUCAGACAGGAGUCAUGUGAUCCUGAGCUUGAUGGUAAAUCUGACCCAAAGGCUUUGCAGGACGCCAUGGACCUGAACCAGCUUCUGAAAGUGCUUCUGUUUUUUGCAGCAUUUAUGCACCUUGAUAAGAAGGACCAGGAACGGUUUUCUCUUGAUCCCCCUUCCAUCACACUCAAGAAGAACUACUCUUUCACAAAUGAUGAAGUGAGACAAAUUGACCGGGAGAACCAGAGACUACUGAAAGAACUGUCCAGACAUGCCACAAAGUCUAAGGGCAAGAGCCUAACUCCUAAGACUAAACUGAACACGACCCCAACUCGGCUGUACCACAGCACACUGAAUCGCCAGAAGGACCAGCAACGCAUCGAAAGGGAAAACAUGGCCUUUCUGAAGAGAUUAGAAUCGGUAAAGCCAACAGUUGGCAUGACCCGUUCUGAGCAGCUAAUGGAUUACCAACGUCAAGCAGGAUUCCUGAGCUCAACAGCAACAUCCCCAAGACCUGGAAAGGCUUCUGUGAGCCGCCUCAGUCAUGCAUCAUCAUCAGCUGGUGUCUCUCGGGUGUCUAGUGCCAACAGUCGAAGUAGUCGCAUGGGAAGCAGCGCAGCUCUUCUAAGACCCACAAAGUCCAGCAAUGUCCGAGCAGCUUGGAUGUGAUGACCCCACCAGGAAUUUUAUUAAUGUGUUACAAUUCAUCAAUUAAAUUAUUUUGUAAAUCAGGCUUCCUGCUGUUAUGGUGAAAUUCCUUGUCUUAGUGAGUGAGCUGUGUCAUGUGGUGUAAGGUUUAUUUAUAUUGUUUUAUACUGUAUAUGAUCUAUUUUGAUAUAGUAAUUAUUAUUCCAGAAUGCACUUAGGAGUGGGCAGUCGCUAUUUUGCCAGUUGUAUUAAAGAUAACCUUGAGGCAGAUUUACUAAUCCCAUAAAGGGCGGAAACUUAGACCGGCUGUCUAGACCU
Bufo bufo (common toad) is the source of this 1807-nucleotide messenger RNA. It is a transcript of the gene CFAP97, whose product is annotated as cilia and flagella associated protein 97. NCBI's taxonomy places the organism in Eukaryota, Metazoa, Chordata, Amphibia, Anura, Bufonidae. The coding region runs from base 92 to 1510 and encodes 472 amino acids. The record is from RefSeq and is a predicted model, not a curated record. The transcript is spliced from 6 exons. Gene Ontology annotation, biological process: spermatogenesis.